ACACAUGACAGCAUCGAUCAGAGACAAAUCAAUAGAAAUGCGUGUUGUGUGUAGUACAUCUUUUGUUAUUAUUUAAUAAAUAUUAUCUUUAAAAUGGAUGAAGUAGCGAAAUUAGAACAUUUAUCGCUUGUUUCCAAAGUAUGUACCGAGUUGGACAACAAUUUGGGGCUAAACGAUAAAGAUUUAGCCGAAUUUAUCAUAGAUCUCGCUGACAAGAAUCCAACUUUUGAAGACUUCAAAAAGGCUUUGCUCGAAAAUGGAGCUGAAUUCUCGGACUCCUUCAUGACUAAUUUGCUGCGUAUCAUACAGCACAUGAAACCUGUUGGUAAUACAACAGAAAAUGUACCAGAAAAAGAAAAUAAAAAUCCUUUAGCUAACAAAUUUCCAGGGCUUGCUAUACCAAAUGAGAAGCCCCGUAAACUGUCAACAGACGAUAGUAGUGAAGACGAGGAAGAUACGAAGAAAAGGAUCACAUCCAAAGACAUUUUCAAGGAAGAACUAACUAAACCUGCAGCAGGUGAUAAUGUAGUUGAUCAAGCUAUGGCUGAAUUGGAGGCUCUUGCGCCUUCAAAUGCUGGUGUGAAGAAAGAGUCGCCGAAAGAGAUUAAGAAGCGUGAACGGAGCAGGAGUAGGGACCAUAAAGACACUAGACAUCGGAGGAGAGAUGAUUCUAGAGAUAGAAAAAAGAGGAGUAGAAGUAGGGAUAGGCGUAGUAGGAGUAGAGAUAGACAGAGUCCUAGUAGAGAUCGCAGAGGUAGUAGGGAUAGAGAUAGAGGAAGAGAUAGGGACAGGGAUAAAGGUAGAGAUAGAGAUAAUGAUAGGGAUAAAGAAAGAAGAAGAAGAUCAAGAAGUCGCCAUCGCCACAGAUCCAGGUCAAGAGACAGACACAGGAGGUCCAGAUCAAGAGGCAGAAGAUCUAGGUCUAGAGGUAAACGAUCACACUCCCGUGAAAGGGAGGAUAGAUAUGGUGAUUUCAGCAAAAAGAUGAGGAAGAAAAGUCCUGAAAUUGAGAUGAGUGAUGAUCCUGAGCCAGGAAAAAUAUACAAUGGCCGUGUAGCAAACAUUGUACCGUUUGGUUGCUUUGUUCAAAUUGAAGGGGUAAAAAAGAGAUGGGAGGGUCUUGUCCACAUCUCACAACUCAGAUCUGAGGGCAGGGUCACUAAUGUGUCUGAUGUGGUAAACAGAGGGGAUAAAGUAAAGAUCAAAGUUUUGUCUGUAACAGGGCAAAAGGUAUCACUUACAAUGAAGGAUGUGUGUCAGGAAACCGGAAAAGAUCUGAAUCCAACAUCACAUGCACAUUUGGAGGCUGAACGUGAAGGUCGUAACCCAGACCGUCCUCCACCAGCCGCUACGGUGUUGGCUGGACUGCAAGGCGGUCUCGAUCCUGAUGAAGACUCUAGCAGGAAGAGAGUUACAAGGAUCUCAAGUCCUGAAAGAUGGGAGAUCAAGCAGAUGAUAUCAUCAGGUGUCAUAGACAAGAGCGAGCUGCCAGACUUCGACGACGAGACCGGACUCCUCCCGAAAGACGAGGAUGGAGAGGCUGACAUUGAAAUAGAGCUGGUAGAAGAGGAGCCGCCGUUCCUACAGGGCCACGGGCGGGCACUCCACGACCUGUCACCUGUGAGAAUCGUGAAGAACCCAGACGGAUCACUCGCUCAGGCGGCUAUGAUGCAGUCCGCGUUGGCGAAGGAAAGAAGAGAACAGAAGAUGAUACAAAGAGAGCAGGAGAUGGAGAGUCUGCCGACAGGUCUAAACAAGAACUGGAUAGAUCCCCUGCCAGAGAGCGAUGGUAGGACCCUCGCAGCCAACAUGAGAGGCACCGGCAUCACUCCACAGGACUUGCCCGAGUGGAAGAAGCACGUUAUCGGCGGCAAAAAGUCGUCCUUCGGCAAGAAGACGAACCUGUCGCUCUUGGAGCAGAGACAGUCACUGCCUAUCUACAAGUUGAGAGAUGAAUUGACUAAGGCUGUAGCAGACAAUCAGAUCCUGAUCGUCAUCGGUGAGACAGGUUCUGGAAAAACCACCCAAAUAACCCAAUACCUAGCGGAGUGUGGGCUUACAGCGCGCGGUAAGAUCGCGUGUACGCAGCCGCGUCGUGUCGCUGCCAUGUCGGUCGCUAAACGCGUCGCCGAGGAGUUCGGCUGCAGGCUGGGGCAGGAGGUCGGAUACACCAUCCGUUUCGAGGACUGCACCAGCCCAGAUACCGUUAUCAAGUACAUGACAGACGGUAUGUUACUCAGAGAGUGUCUCAUGGACCUAGACCUUAACAGCUACUCCGUCAUAAUGUUGGACGAGGCUCACGAGCGUACCAUCCACACUGACGUACUUUUCGGUCUACUCAAGCAAGCUGUCCAGAAGCGGCCAGAGCUCAAACUCAUCGUCACCUCAGCCACCCUGGAUGCCGUCAAGUUCUCACAAUACUUCUUCGAAGCACCAAUUUUCACGAUACCUGGCAGAACCUUCCCUGUAGAAGUCCUGUAUACUAAGGAACCGGAAACUGACUAUCUAGAUGCUUCUUUGAUUACUGUAAUGCAGAUACAUUUGAGAGAGCCCCCUGGAGACAUUCUCCUGUUCUUGACUGGACAGGAAGAAAUUGACACUGCCUGUGAGAUCCUCUACGAGCGGAUGAAGUCCCUGGGCCCUGAUGUGCCAGAGCUGAUCAUCCUGCCCGUGUAUUCAGCCCUUCCAUCUGAAAUGCAGACAAGGAUUUUCGAGCCUGCCCCACCAGGUUCCAGGAAAGUGGUCAUAGCCACCAAUAUAGCAGAGACUUCCUUAACAAUAGACGGUAUAUAUUAUGUAGUGGAUCCAGGGUUUGUGAAACAGAAAGUUUAUAACUCGAAGACUGGUAUGGACUCGUUGGUCGUCACACCUAUUUCGCAGGCUGCGGCCAAGCAGCGAGCAGGUCGGGCUGGCCGUACGGGUCCCGGCAAGUGCUACCGGUUGUACACGGAGCGUGCCUACCGUGACGAGAUGCUGCCCACACCAGUGCCGGAGAUACAACGUACCAACCUUGCCACCACCGUAUUGCAACUGAAAACAAUGGGCAUCAAUGACCUGCUGCACUUUGACUUCAUGGACGCGCCACCGGUGGAGUCGCUGAUCAUGGCGCUGGAGCAGCUGCACUCACUCUCCGCGCUCGACUCCGAGGGGCUGCUCACCAGGCUCGGACGAAGGAUGGCUGAAUUCCCUCUAGAGCCGAAUCUCUCAAAGAUCCUCAUUAUGUCUGUAGCACUACAGUGCUCAGACGAGAUCUUGACCAUCGUGUCUAUGCUCAGCGUCCAGAACGUGUUUUACCGACCCAAAGACAAGCAAGCACUAGCUGACCAGAAGAAAGCCAAGUUCAACCAGCCCGAAGGUGACCAUCUAACGCUGCUAGCUGUGUACAACAGCUGGAAGAACAAUAAGUUCUCAAAUGCUUGGUGCUACGAAAACUUUGUGCAGAUCAGGACCCUGAAGAGAGCUCAAGAUGUCAGGAAACAGUUGCUCGGGAUUAUGGACAGACAUAAAUUGGACGUUGUAUCUGCCGGUAAAAAUACAGUGAGGAUUCAGAAGACAAUAUGCUCAGGUUUCUUCAGAAAUGCCGCAAAGAAAGACCCUCAAGAAGGCUACAGAACACUAGUAGACAGCCAAGUGGUAUACAUCCAUCCUUCAAGUGCAUUGUUCAAUCGACAACCGGAAUGGGUAAUCUAUCACGAGCUUGUCCAAACUACAAAAGAGUACAUGCGCGAAGUGACCACAAUAGACCCGAAAUGGUUGGUAGAGUUCGCCCCAGCCUUCUUCAAGUUCUCGGACCCGACGAAAUUAUCUAAAUUCAAGAAGAACCAGCGCUUGGAACCGCUGUACAAUAAGUACGAGGAACCCAAUGCUUGGAGAAUAUCCAGGGUCCGCAGGAGGAGGAAUUAAUGUUGUGUUUGUAUGUGUAUAAAUCAGAAGCUAAAUAAAUAAAUUAGGUUAUAAAAAAGA
Manduca sexta (tobacco hornworm) is the source of this 3963-nucleotide messenger RNA. RefSeq names its product ATP-dependent RNA helicase DHX8 (gene pea). Gene Ontology annotation, cellular component: intracellular anatomical structure; catalytic step 2 spliceosome. Lineage: Eukaryota; Metazoa; Arthropoda; Insecta; Lepidoptera; Sphingidae. Gene Ontology annotation, molecular function: RNA helicase activity; RNA binding; ATP binding. Gene Ontology annotation, biological process: spliceosomal complex disassembly; mRNA splicing, via spliceosome. The record is from RefSeq and is a predicted model, not a curated record.